AUGCCAGACAUUAUCGACUUAAUCUCCUCGACUCCCCCAGCACCAGCUGGGAAAUCAGCGCCAACGUCCCUAGCACCAGCCACAGCAGCAGCGUUAGUUUCCAGUUCGCCGCCGUUCUCCGCGAAUACGACUACGAAUACUAGAGCACCUCGACCCCCUCCUCCGCCAUUCACGAUUUCUGAUGAUAUCGAUAUAUUCUCCUCCCCAUUUGAGAACGCGCGCGAUACGAUAGAUAAUAACCCGAGCAAGAGGCGCAGACUCAGCGAUGAGGAUUUCAACGUACCUCCGUCAGGCCAGCCGCGGAAUCGCGGCUUAAAUACGAAUGCUAGAAAGUCGAAUCCGUUUGAGUUCUCGGAUGAGCCUGGGAUAUCCUCGUCGAUUGAACCGACAAUAAGAUCGAAAUCACCGAACCUGAACACGAGUAAGAAUACGAAUUCGUUUCAGUUCUCCGAUGAGCUAGGAAUACCCUCGUCUACGGGCAGGAAAUCGCCAUCGAAAUCUCCAAAUCCGCUAGCAAAGAGCAAUCCGUUCCAGUUCUCGGAUGACUUUGAUGAGUUUGGAUUACCGCCUGCGCCUACGCCAGGGUCGUUGGUUAGUCCUGUUAUUACUAGGGGCGGGGAGAGGGAUAAGAAUGAGGGUUUAGGGACGCGGUCGAGAUGGGCGAUUGAUUCGGAUUCGAUUGUUUUUACGUCGUCUGUUGGCAAACCACAGGGAAAUGGAGUGGUGGGGUCUGUUCAGAGGGAGAAUACGAUUACAAUUGACAGUGAUGAUGAUAAUGGGCACGAUACUGGGAAGAGUAAGGAUAAGGGCAAGGGCAGAGAACAGGUUGACGAGAUCGAAGACUUCAGCGACCAGCUCUUCAGCCAGAUGUCGGAUAUGGAUGAAUUGAUGGAGAUUGCUGAACGGCCGAAACCUACUGCUCCGUUUUCGAACCGAACGGCGAGUUUACUAGCCACCCUUGAGGAUAAAAUGGGUAGUGCAAGUGCAGGAACGAAGAAGAUUACGGCUCGCUCGCGAAAGGGAAAGACAACUGCCGUGGAAGAGCAAGUGGAUGUAGAUGUCGAUGACGUCGAACCACCACAACCCAAACGCAGAACAACUACCAAGCCGAUAACACAAGACAAGGAAGCCAAAGUGCGCUCCCGGGAAGCAAAUAAGGCAGCGCGAGAGCGCGAGCGCGAAGCGGAAAAAGAACGCAAAGCUAAGGCCAGAGAAGAGAAAGCCAAAGAGAAACAGUUGGCUGCGGACCUAGCGCAGGUGAACAAGUCCAAGGUUGACAAGAAGGAAUCAACACCGGAGAUGAUUGUCGACUUCGAUAAAUCGCUGGAAGGGACAAGUGUGGGAAAUCAGGUCGUCGAAUUCAUGAGCCGGCUGGGUGUUGAGUAUACCUUCUUUGAGGGCCCGAUCCGGGGCCUCGUUAAAUGGCGGCGGAAGGUUCAAGCGACGUACAACGAAACUCUAGGAUACUGGGAGCCAUGCCCACUACGCAUCGAACCAGAAAAACAUGUCCUGUGUCUACUAACAGCCCAAGAAUUUGUGGACAUGGCAACUGCCCCAGAAACCUCCCCCACCACCCUGCAAAACCACGUCCUCAGCCUCAAACAAACCCACCAGCACUGUAAACCAAUCUACCUCCUCGAAGGCCUAACAGCCUUCAUGCGGAAGAAUCAAAACGCCCGUAACCGCGCCUACCAAGCCGAAGUCCGCCGCCAACUCGACCCCACAACCACCUCCUCCUCGCGCCGCAAAAACCAGCCCGAACUCCCCCAAGUAUCCGACGACAGCAUUGAAGACGCCCUCCUCCACCUGCAAAUCCACCACGGCGCCCUAAUUCACCAUACAUCUGCCACCCCGGAAUCAGCCGAAUGGCUGAAAACUUUCACGGAACAUAUCUCGACGAUACCCUAUAGACUGGAACUCAUGCGGGGCAAUGACUCUGCGUUCUGUAUGGAUGUCGGACAGGUGAAGACGGGGGAGGAUAAGAGGGAUACGUUUGUGAAGAUGUUGCAGGAGGUUAAUCGGGUGACGGCGAGUAUGGCGUAUGGGGUUGUCGAGAGGUAUCCGUCUGUGGGAGAUUUGGUGGAGGGUUUCAAGCAUGGGGGUGUUGGGUUGUUGGAGGAUGUUAAGAAAUCGGCGAAUAAAAACGGUGCUCUGACGGAUUCAAGGAUUGGACCGGCGGUUAGUAGGCGGUUGUAUAAGGUGUUUAUGGGGCUUGAUCCGGCUUCUACUGAGAUUUGA
Messenger RNA from Aspergillus chevalieri, 2238 nucleotides. RefSeq lists its product as uncharacterized. The coding region runs from base 1 to 2238 and encodes 745 amino acids. Lineage: Eukaryota; Fungi; Ascomycota; Eurotiomycetes; Eurotiales; Aspergillaceae. Gene Ontology annotation, biological process: replication fork processing; mitotic intra-S DNA damage checkpoint signaling; resolution of meiotic recombination intermediates. The transcript is spliced from 2 exons. Gene Ontology annotation, cellular component: nucleus; Holliday junction resolvase complex. Gene Ontology annotation, molecular function: nuclease activity; DNA binding. The record is from RefSeq and is a predicted model, not a curated record.